This is a messenger RNA of Penicillium malachiteum, 1305 nucleotides long. RefSeq lists its product as uncharacterized. The transcript has 3 exons. Lineage: Eukaryota; Fungi; Ascomycota; Eurotiomycetes; Eurotiales; Aspergillaceae. The record is from RefSeq and is a predicted model, not a curated record. Bases 1 to 1305 code for a protein of 434 amino acids.
AUGGAGCAAGAACCCAAAGCUGCUCAUCCGAGUCCUGCCCCAAAUGCAGAGAUAGCCGUUCCGGUUACUGAUACGAGCGAUCCUGCCCUUGAGCUUAGAGCCAGCAUGCCCCACGGCGCAGCUCUAUCGCCAAUAUAUUGUAUCCCACAGAGGGUACAACAGACCCCACCAGCCACUAUACAGGAACAUGCGAAAGAAUCUCAGAAGGUCACUUCAAAUUCUUCCAAUACUUCGGAUCAUGUGGACCACUGGUAUCGAAAAUACCUUCAAAAGGAGAAGGAGCUGGCGGACCAGCAUGCGAUAAAUGAUCAGCUCCCGGCUGAAAACUAUGACCUCAAUGAAGAAACAACCUCAUGGCGGGAAACAAGUUCCAGGACCGAAAAGUCCUUGCAAAUCAAGCGACGAGAAUAUCAUGACGCAGGUAUUCUAUUGGAAAAGAGGCAACAAGAUGUUGAUAAAUUGCGCGGUCUACUGCAGGAGGCUAAUAUUCGGCGUCAGCUAGAGGAUAAGGCUCUUGUCGACCAAACCAUGUGCCUCCGGGUGGAUAUCAGAAACUUUUCCUUGCAAUACGGUGAAAUCGACGAAAAUGCGCCCCUGAUUCCUUCCGACACAUACUCGCUACUCAAAGAAUAUAUUGAAGUGCCUGAACGCAUCUUGCAAUUCUAUCUAGCGUCUAUCUCGGCUCGUCCCCCCCCUAGUCCGUGCUUUAAUAUGGGCCUUCAUAUACAGGCGGGUGCUUCGUCGAUUCAGCCACCGGAAGGAUAUUUGGCGAACCCAGACGCACGAGUAGAAAAGGGGCGGAUAACAUGGAGGGCCAAGACCAUCGACCUGCUGCUUGAGACAAUGGAUAGAAAUCAAGUUGAAAAUUCUGCGAACAACGAAGUAUUUGUUAGACAGGAGGCACGCAUUCUCGCUGGACUGCUGGAACCUGUUGUCUGCCGGAGCAUGGAGACCAUUCUUGAGCCUUUGUGGAGGCUUCUGAACAACAGUUUGGCUCUCCAUCGAGUAUUGGACCAGCAGGUGGCGAUGUGGUGUUGGUGCUUCCCCAGCGAGGUGCCCUGCAAGUUUGAUCGAGCAAUGCAUGCAUCUGUCACCCAGUCCCAGAAGGGGCAAAUCGAUGAAAUACAGCUAGUCAUUUCACCUGCUCUCAUGAAACGAGGCAAAUCUUCUGGAGAUGGGUUUCUUGUGAAUGAGGUACACGUCAAAAUGGAGGUGGAGCUUGAGCUUUCUCGCCCGGCUAGCAGUAGCUCUCGUUCUGGUUGGAAUCCACUCAAUCAUCUUGGUCGUUUCCGGUCCAAACCAUAG